UGUGGUUCGAUUUAGUGUACAGUCUACACAAGUUUUCAUCAUGAAUGUGUUUGCUACUCUCAGCAUUGUUUGCAUCGCCGCGAUCGCUUAUACAGCGAGUGACGCCUUAGAUUUCUCAGGAAACAUACCCGAUGAUUUCUGCCCAAAAGAAAAUAGUGAAAAUGUAACUUUUCGUCCUAAUGCCGACAACUGCACCACAUAUUAUGUCUGCGAAUCUGGAUUUCCUAUUCUUAUGAACUGCCCACCUGGUUUAAACUUCAACCCUAGAGAAAACGUCUGCGAUUGGCCAGCUCUGGCUUGCUGUGACAAAAAGUUUUGGGAUACCAAAUAUUGUCAGGAACAUCCACGAUAAAUAAAAACUGUCUAGAUUAUGUGUGUCUUAAUUUAUCUGACUUUUUACUGAAUUUUUACUUUAUUUUAAUGUUCUAACAUUUUUCAAACAUUAUCAUAAAAUUGAACAAGUCAUUUACUUUUUCAUUAAAAGCUUUCUUUAAUUUUGUAACUCAACAAUAAUAUUAAUAAUUUCAUUUGUUUCAACUUGAGUGAGUCUAACGGUGAAUAAAAUGUAAGAAAUGAUAUCUUUAGGUCACGUUUAGUAAUUUUUUGUGACUAGUAAUUGAGGAGUUUAAAAAUAAGAUGUCUUAUAAUAAUUAAAAAUUUAGAUCGUCUGAAAUAUAUUAUUGAAUAAUGAUAAAGGGAUUUAGUUUAUAUUGAACAAUAGGACUCAAAGAUAAUGGCAGAUUAGAUAUGAUAUAACAAAAACAUAAAUAUACAAUAGGUUUGUAGAAAGUUAAUUAUUUUGAUAGUUUUAAUAAAACUAAUUUGCUUGUAAAUGAUAAAUAUACAUACCAGAGCAAUCAAAAUAUUAAAAGAUUAAUUGUAAGGUGCUGCAUAU
This is a messenger RNA of Phymastichus coffea, 895 nucleotides long. RefSeq names its product peritrophin-1-like. The record is from RefSeq and is a predicted model, not a curated record. The transcript has 2 exons. Lineage: Eukaryota; Metazoa; Arthropoda; Insecta; Hymenoptera; Eulophidae. Gene Ontology annotation, molecular function: chitin binding. The coding region runs from base 41 to 352 and encodes 103 amino acids. Gene Ontology annotation, cellular component: extracellular region.